Molecule: messenger RNA, 460 nt
Organism: Anopheles aquasalis
Lineage: Eukaryota; Metazoa; Arthropoda; Insecta; Diptera; Culicidae
Product: cuticle protein 19.8-like
Source: RefSeq, a predicted model, not a curated record
UCUUCGGAACUUCCGGAACUUCCCUCAAACCUUCGCCAACAUGUACUCCAAAGUUGUGAUUGCCCUUGCCCUGUGCACCGUCCUGAGCACCGUUUCGGCUGGUGUGGUGCCGGUAGCAGCGCCAUUGGCGGCCGCCGGAGUCGUAGCACCGUACGCCACCUCCUACAAUGCCCACACCGUGAACCACAACAUUGCGGCACCGUACGUUGCCGCCACCCCGGUCGCUGCCCCCGUUGCUGCCGUCGCCAAGUACGUUGCUGCUCCAGUUGCUGCUGCUGCUCCGGUUGCUAAGUACGUUGCCGCGCCGGUGGCAGCCGCCGCAUACACGGCCUACAGUGCCGCUCCGGUUCUGCCAGCGGCCGCUGCUGCCUACACGGCUGCCUACGGUGGUGCGGCAGUGUUGCCAGCUGCUGCGGCCUACACGGCCUACGGGGCAGCCACCUAUCCCUAUCUGUUCUAA